UGUUGCGUUGCUCGGUGUUCGUCGAACGGUUGUAUUAUUUAACGCUCUGUGCCACCGCGAACGAAAGCAGAAGAAAAAAAUCUCUGAAAAAAAGAAUUAUUCAAAAAUUAAUGAGGAAAUUAUUUUCACCAGUGAAAAUGUGGGGUUACACAAAAAUAUGCCCAUAUUCCAGUGUUGAAAAGCAACAAUUCUGAAAUCAAACGAAAAAUAUCAAUGAAAAUAUUCUUGAAAAUAACGAAAAGUGCAUUUCUAGUGAAAAAAGAAUAGAAAAAGAAAAUCUAGUAUAAGAUAAAAAUUUAUACAUAUAUAUAUUUUUAUACAUAUAGAGAAAAAAUAGAUUGACGAAUCUUUUUUAUGGGCAAUCAACAAGGAAAACUACAGCACCAAACGCAGAGUGGCCGUCCCAAAAAAGCUGUCCAUUGGAAAUCUGCAGAACGCCCCUCGCCGCCAGGACGUCCUAUCUUGAUUCCCAUUUCCGAUCAGCAACCCGAUGUCGUUUGCCUACGAUGGGAACGUCCAAGACUCGAUGGAGGUUCUCCCAUUACCGGCUACAUUGUCGAACAUCGACGAAUGGGUUCGCCGCACUGGGUGAAGAGUACUCCCGUGCCCGUUUCGAAUUGUGACGUGGCCAUUAGUGGCAUGGAGCCGGGUUGGCGUUAUCAGUUUCGUGUCUUUGCCGAAAAUGUUGUUGGUCGUUCGGAUCCCAGUGAACUGUCCGACAUCUUAACCGUAACGCUGCAACGCAAUGCCAUUAGCGUGCCACGCUUUGUUGACGAACUACAGGAUAUGCAUGCUGUCGAAGAUGAACGUGUCGAAUUUCGGGUAAAAUUCAUAGGUCAACCACCUCCCGAAAUAAGUUGGUUUAAGGAUGGCUACGAGAUAUUCAGUAGCCGGCGAACGAAAAUAGUAAACGACAACGACGCAAGUGUCUUGAUCAUACACCAGGUGGCGCUGACCGACGAGGGUGAAAUCAAGUGCACAGCGACAAAUCGAGCCGGUCACGUGGCAACGCGGGCAAAGCUUUUCGUACAAGCUCCGCCCAAGAUUCGUUUGCCUCGAACCUAUGAAGAUGGCCUCAUUGUAGAGGCGGAGGAAGUGCUACGCCUUAAGGUGGGCAUUGCGGGACAACCCUUGCCCCAAAUAACCUGGAUGCAUGAGGGCGAAAUGGUUCAGAAUGGCGGACGAUUUGAAAUAACGAACACCGACAAGAACUCCAUGCUUAAAAUUGAGAAUGUCCAUCGCGACGAUAGAGGCGAAUACAGUGUGAAGGCAUCCAAUCGAUUGGGCGAAGAUGUUGCCUCCUUUUUGGUCACAGUUACGGCUAGGCCCAAUCCACCGGGCAAGGUGCGCUUGAACAUGUCAUUUGGCAAAUCGGCCACGUUGUCUUGGACAGCUCCCGUGGAUGAUGGUGGCUGUAAGAUCGGAAAUUACAUUGUGGAGUACUUUCGCAUUGGCUGGAAUGUUUGGUUGAAGGCAGUUACGACACGCUCUCUUAGCACCACGCUGCACGAUUUGAUUGAGGGUUCGGAAUAUAAGUUCCGUGUCAAGGCUGAAAAUCCCUAUGGUGUGAGUGAACCCAGUGAAGAAUCGGAAAUACUCUUUCUACCAGAUCCCAAGAGAGGUAUAACAAAGCCCACAUCCCAAAUUCAAAUAAAUGAAGACAAGCCGGUGCCACCGCGAAGAAAAACCUUGUCGCCCCAAAGGCCAACUGCAGAUGCUGCCACCGAGACACUAGGUCAUUUCUCACCCAAGACAGGUCGCAAGCUGAAGCCACAAGUAUUCGAUAGUGAAGAUUUGCAUCGUGAAAUGUCCUAUGGCACUUCGGUGAGAAAGAGUCCUUCUCCAUUUACAGCCAAAGAUAGCGUCAACAACAACAAACCCACCACUGGGAAUGCUCCCAACAAUUUGACGUUGAAUAUUGAAGCUGCAAUCGAAAGAGAAAGUCGAUCGCCAGAACGUUCACCAAAGACCCAGAAGAAAUCGAUAUUCCUGCCAGGAAUUUUGAAAGCCAAGGAAACGCCUACAAGCGCCACCACACCGGCACCCAAAACUGCCCCCGUUGCGGAAAAUUCCAAAAUCAUGGAUUUCAUGAAACCUCGUAAUCGCAGUCUUAGUCCUCCUCCGGACAGUGCUAAAACAUCGAAGAAUGGUAACACGGCAGCCACAACAACGGCAUUGCAACGCAGCUCUGAACCGGUCAAAUUGGGUUCAAGUCAAAAUGCCACUCGUUUUACAGGUCUCCAAGCUCUAUCUCCAGCAGCUCGUAAUGCUCCCGCUUUGGCCAUAGCCAUAGCAACCAGUUCUCUGAGCAAAGAGAACGAUGUGAAGGCAGUGGGGAACGGUGUACCAAAGAGUGCCGCUAACAAUGGCACAAAUGGCCGUGCAGCAUUACCCAACCCCACCAUAGAAAUUAGUGCUCCACCCAAGCUAAUCGUGACAACUGCAGCUCCCUCUCCUCCAACAACACCGAAAACUGUCACCGUGACAAGUGCCAGCAUGGCGACGGCCACUCCCACAGAAAACUCCCAAACUAUGGCAUCCCAAAAUCCAACUCGCAAACUGUCGAAUGCCGACAAGCAUGACGAGGUUCACACGAGCAACGAGUUCAUGCUUGUCGUAUUCGACAAAAACAGCAAGGUCAAGGAUAAAGACAAGCAAGAUUCCUUCGAAUUGGAUCUAGAGGAUGCCAUACAACCUCCCCCCAUAUCCAUAUCGGCUCCCGACUUAGCUUUGCUGGAAUAUACGUCAACCCUGCAUACGUUCCCCAUUCGGCGUUCGGUAAGCUCCACGGAACUGCUGUACGAGCGAGCCAUGGCCCGCUUCUACGAGGCUGUGGAGCUGGAGGAAGCAGAAAAGGCCCGCAAGCUGAAGAUUUCUCAGGACAAAAUAGCUGCACCAACAAAUGUGCGCAAACGUUUGGGUUCCAUGACCGAAGCAGAGCGUUUAUCCUUCGAAAAGCGUAGCGAAAUGAGAAGGCAAUCAGCCGACAUUGCCCACGACAUAAAGUCAUCGGCUCUGCACAAAUGGAACUCCAAGGAAAACAUAAGCGACAUGAAACCACUGUCGCGCACAAUGCCCCAGAUGUACCAGAAACGCCAGGAAAGCCAAGAAAGUGGAGAGGUCAGCGAAGACUAUCAGACGCGUAGUGAACUAAAUAGGGAUGAUAGCUACGACUUGGGUUCCGACUACACCGAGAGUACAGCUUCAUCGGAUGUGGAUUCGAUCGAAAAAUUCAAAAUGGAGUUAAUGGCCCGCACCCACUCACCCAGUCCAAGGGAGUUGGAAACCUAUCAUCCUCGCAAUAUGUCGGCGGGAGUUUUCACCCCAUAUCGUGCACCGACUCCCGAUGAAGCUGCUUUGGUUCUAACCAGACCAGUUCCCUUGCCCAGUCCUGAUUUUGUACCCAAACCAAUUCUCAAGAGGCCGUCCUACGAAAAUGUUUUGCAGGCCAACACCACAAACACCGUUGUGGAACCAGCGACCUCUACAGCCUCAAAUGUUAAGCCCGAGACUGCUCCGAGCGAUAAAUUGGAUAUUGCCAAGGGCAUUAAAUCGUUCUUCAAGAGAGACAAGCGUUCCGCCACUGAAAGAAACACCGAAGAAAAUGAAAUGAUUUCGAAUCCGCAGGAGAAGACCAACGCUUCACUGCUCAGAGCCGAGGCAGAAGCCAAACGCAAAGCCAAAGAGGAGGAAGAAGAACGCAAACGCAAAGAAGCCGAAAGACUAAUGAUGGAGGAGGCCCAUGCCGCCGUAGAUCACUACAGUGAGUUGGUGCAACAGGUGAGCACGACCAGGAAGUAUCACACACCGCUGUACAUGGAUCAAGACGAACUUAAAAAGAUUAGCGACAAGGCCAAGCUGGACGGCACUGCAGAUGAGGAUGGAAACGAUGCACUGCAGCAGAGAAGAUCACACAGCCCUGAUAUGGCUCUCAUACCGCCGGUCAGUAACAAGCCAAGGCUUUCGAUAUCCGAAAGAGGUCAGCUAAUGCACGUUAGGGACACCGCAAGCGAUAUGUCAGUGAAGCAUGACACGUUCAAGCCGGAGCCAGAACCCGAAACGCCAAGCGAACACAAUGCACCUCUCACGUUUUCACCUUCCAACAGCCUGCCAGCAACACCAAGUGAGCCAUUGCUGCCAGUGUCUGUGCCACAGUCAUCACCUGCUGUGCCAACGCCACCCAUGGAAGAUGAAGAGGUGAUCACCACCACCGUUAUCAGUGAGACUGUGGAAGAACGCCCAGAUUCUCGGGGUCGACCCCGCCUGGUGAAAGUAAAACGCAUUAUCAAGAAGCGAAUGCCUUCGGGAACACGUUCUCGUGACACUUCACUCAGUCGACCACCGUCCAGCGCAUCACACGAUUUCCCCCAGGCCAGAACUCUUUCGAGAACACGUAGGUCUGCUACUGCCGAAUCCAGAUCACCUGGCCCAUUUGGACGCAGUCCCCUAACCUUGAGUGCACUAAACAACCACUUUGAGAAUCAAAACUCAAAGGCAUUGCAACUGCCAUCGACCUCAUCGUCACACGAAUCAUUGGAGGUAGUGCCAAGGCCAUCCACCCCACUGUCCGACGAAGAGGCCCACGAAAAAGUACGCUCAGCCAUAUCCUAUUCCACCGACAUGGUACUCUUUUUGGUGGCAUGCUACAUUUAUUUGUUCAAAGAUGCAAGACUGGUCCUACCCAUAUUGGCGCUGAUGAUCUAUCGCCAGUUGGGCGAGGCCAUCAGCAAAUGCAUACCCAGUUGGCUGAAGCGCAAAAAGGAAUAAGUGCAAUGUAGUUCAAGCAGCUAGGGAAUAUCAUCAGCCAUCUAUUUUUCGUCUAAUUUGUAAGCUAUUCAUACAUAUUUAUAUAAAGUUUGUAUAAUUGCUAAUUAUUUAAUGAAUUAUUAAUUUUUUAAUUCCAAACGAAUUGGAUUCAUUUUUUUGAUUGCUCUUCUCUCUCUUUUUAGUAUUUACCAUCAACCCCACCACUUUCAUCCCUUAAGUAUUUGUUUCUGUGCAUGUCUUGUUAGAGUAAAAGAAAUUUUGAAAAAAAAAAUUGAAAAAAAAUUUCAAAUUCAAUUUUUUUGUAUACGUUACAAGAAAAAAAAACAACAAUAAUAAUUGUAUUUAUUUAAUAAUUUCUAAAUAUAUUUAAAUAAAAAUUAUUAAAAAUAAAAUUUUCUUUGCGACAAUUUUUUUUUUAGCAAAAA
This is a messenger RNA of Musca domestica (house fly), 5192 nucleotides long. It is a transcript of the gene MnM, whose product is annotated as titin homolog. The record is from RefSeq and is a predicted model, not a curated record. The transcript has 3 exons. Lineage: Eukaryota; Metazoa; Arthropoda; Insecta; Diptera; Muscidae. Gene Ontology annotation, molecular function: protein binding. Bases 355 to 4767 code for a protein of 1470 amino acids.